AACAAUACAUCAUUAAAAGAGCACAACAGUCAUACUAUUCGAGUGGGGUAAAUAAAACUCAGGUUGGUUCCUCUUUCGUAAUUUUCUUUCUUGGUUCAUUAUUGUGGUUCAGGGGCCUAGAAAAAUUUAGACCAUGUUUUUUUUCAAUGAGUCCUGCCUCUGGCUAUGUGCAGGCAAGAUCCCCAGUGUUUCUGGCUUUUUACAGGUCCCCUGGGGGAAACAGUGAUUAUAUUGCCUCUGUCUUAGUGCUUAUGGCCCCCGCCAGGGAGAUUUGUCCGAAGAGGUUUCCUGUACAGAAGAAGCUGAGAGGGUGAGAGACUGACACUCCAGAAUUGUCUGCCCAGGAGAAGUAAUUAACUACAGCAGAAUGGAUUUCGGUUGUUGCUAUAAUGGCUCUUUGGAGCAAAGUUUGUGUUGCUUGUGGAGUUGACUUGGCAACCCCUCUACUUUGAAGAAAAGGAGAGUGUGGCUCCUCCCCCUUGUGGUUAAUCUUCCUUGUGUUCUCCCCCUGCCCAGCUUUCAUUCAUAGCAGCUCUACCAGGCCUCCACAAGCAGCUUCCUCCAGACGUUCCUCAAGUCAAUCCUCCGAAUCGGUUGCCGCAGUUACUCUUUUGCCCUGGACGAGGAAUUGCUGCACCCUCAUCUUUGGAGUACAGGAUUAGGCCAGCCUGAAUUUUUCAGUCUGAACCAAACUUCAAACCUGCUUCAACAUUUUUGCCUCUUCAUUAGAGACGCUGCAAGUGCCAAAGGAGCUGGAGUGACUUUCUUCCUUGGACCCUUGGAACACAGCCUGAAAUAGAAUCGGGGUUUGAGAGGCAUCCAUCUACUUACAGCCAGCAGAUUCCUCAGGAUUUCCUUUUGGUUGCAGGAAUGGAACUCGAGGUCGGUGUCAAAGGCUGCAUACCUGAGCAGUUUCAGGAUGGAAACCUAUCCCAAGUACAGGCUUCUCCAAAAAAGCUGCCUGCCUUCCUCUUAAAGCGACGCAGGAAGAUCAGCCAAGCUUGCGUUAAAGAGAGGGGUAAGUGCAGAGAAGGAGGGCAAGGAAGAGGCCGGCGGGAUGUUACAUCAAGCGUUCUCUCUCGGUCAAAGACAGGGAGGUAAGGUAGCCACCGUAAGUCUCCAGAGACUACAGAGCAAAACAGCAUUGCCCUUUCCAGAGUUUUCCUCCCUCCCUCCCUCCCUUCCUUUCUUCCUUCCCCCACUCAUCCAUCCAUCCAUCCAUCCAUGGUACAUCUCAUCCACUGUCUAACAGAUUGUACAGUCCACAAAACAAUAACAUCCAGAACUAUGAAAACAGAUUGCUAAAGUCCACAAAACUACAAUGCUAAGGAAAAAGAAAAAAAAAACCCAACACCCUCAUGUUGUCCUCACAUUGACACCGGCACAGAGGGGAAAGAAAGACCCCUGGUUAGACUAUGGAUGCUGAGCCUCAAAUGCGAGGGCAGCUGAAGCUCUCCAUCCACCUGCAAGGCAGAAGGCUGAAACUUUACGUCGUGGAAGCCAAACGUCUCAUGGGAAAACAGGACCGAGUGUGUGGCUCCUUUGUCAAGGUGUCCAUUGUGCCAGACACAUCACGGAAAUGCAGGCAGAAGUCCAGGACCAUUCUGGGCAGUACAAACCCUGUUUUCCACGAGCAAUUUAUUUUGUGAGUAUGGGGAUUAUCAAGACUUGCUCCUUCCCAAGCCCCAUAGCUUUGGGCCCUCCGCGUGGAAGUCGAGGGUGCAUCUCCCAGGCAGGUGCUUGUAGCAGCUCAGGGCUUUCCCCCUCAAUUGUUCACUUCGGAACAGAACUGUGUGCCCUUUCCCUCCUUCUCUCCGUGGGGGUGGAAUCGAGGGAGGUGAAGGUCUUUGCUGGGGCUGCAGCAAUAGGAUUCUGAUACGGUAGCAUUCUUCAAUUGCCAUAAUGCUGCGGCUAGUGUGGGGGGGCAGCAUUGU
Molecule: messenger RNA, 1934 nt
Organism: Thamnophis sirtalis
Lineage: Eukaryota; Metazoa; Chordata; Lepidosauria; Squamata; Natricidae
Source: RefSeq, a predicted model, not a curated record